GAUACGGAAACCGAGCGAGACCUAACGCUUCAGUCGCUCCGGAAGCGAGGAACGACAGAAAAGAUGGUUUACAUCUCGAACGGACAAGUAUUGGAUAGCCGGAGUCAGUCCCCGUGGAGAUUAUCUUUGAUAACAGACUUCUUCUGGGGAAUAGUUGAAUUUGUGAUUUUGUUUUUCAAAACUCUGCUUCAGCAAGAUGUGAAGAAAAGAAGAGGCUAUGGAAGCUCAUCUGAUUCUAGAUAUGAUGAUGGAAGAGGGCCACCUGGAAACCCGCCCCGAAGAAUGGGCCGUAUCAAUCAUCUCCAUGGCCCUAGUCCUCCUCCCAUGGCUGGUGGAUGAGGAAGGUAAACAUCUGCUCUAAGCAGCAGACAACUGGACAUGCACAUUCAUAGCAGAAGGAAACCAUCAAGAAGUGGAGGACUGACUGUGCUGGACAGAUAGAUGGAUGUGUAUGUCUAAACAAGGAUUGCUCUGUGUUCCAACAGAUGAAUGAGGUCAUGCUGGGAAUUCCCUCUGUAGGGAUCUGGCAUGGCUGACAAGCAGUUCUAUAAAUGCACAUGUUUGUCUCAUUAUCUUUUUGUACAGUUUAUUAAAGUAUUAAUAUAGUUUUAAUAAGUAAUAUUUUUAGGUUGCAAAACUGGCUCCUCAUCUUUAUAUAAAUAAAAUGCAAAAAUAAGAAUCUAAAGAAAAUAAAAGGCUGUAUA
Messenger RNA from Orycteropus afer afer, 704 nucleotides. RefSeq names its product selenoprotein K (gene SELENOK). The record is from RefSeq and is a predicted model, not a curated record. Lineage: Eukaryota; Metazoa; Chordata; Mammalia; Tubulidentata; Orycteropodidae. Gene Ontology annotation, biological process: endoplasmic reticulum calcium ion homeostasis; calcium ion transport. Gene Ontology annotation, cellular component: Golgi apparatus; endoplasmic reticulum membrane.